CUCCCGGAGAUCACUGAUGUUUGUUGCUGACCUCUCUGAAUUCACCCUUCUUGCUGGAGUUAACCCCAUUUGUUUGCCAAGAGGAAGGGAAGAGCGGACGUGGUGCUGCUUUGGGCUCUGUGUGCUCUCAGCAGCCACGGAGUGAAGUUGCUGGCAGGUGCUGCUGGCUUUCCUCUCUUUGCUUUAACUCCCACUUCCUCCCUCUGCUGAACUGCCUUCAGCUGCUGCUGAGCGCAUCCAGCCCUCUCUGGGUCCCAUUUGUGGGACUGAGUCGUGACACAGGUGUCUUUUUCUAGCAAAAAGGAAGCAUUGAAAUCACACAGAUCAUCAGGGUUUGGGGCAGGUGCCUCUCCAGGAGCGGCUGUUUCCCCUGGUCUGGCCAGGAGGAGGAUAAGGGGUGGCGAAGAGCAGCCCACCACUCCAGGAAUGUGGUUGCUAAGGGGAUGGAGCCGCUCUCAGCUGAUUUGGAAAGGGGCUGAACCAGCCCCAGGGCUAUCAGCAGGCACAGGGCUGUGCCUCUCAUGCCUCUUUGUGAGCUGACAGCCACGAGCUCACUGCUCAGAGCCCUGAUUUCUUGCAUCCGUCGCGCUGUCCAUGCGGUGCAUGCUGUCGAUGACAGUGCUGGCUUCCAGAGCACGAUGUUCCUGGUCGGGCUCUCGGGUGGAAUUGCAUCGGGGAAGAGCACGGUGGUGGCCGUACUCCGGGAACUGGGCUGUGCCGUGAUUGAUGCUGAUGUUAUUGCCAGAGAGGUGGUGCAGCCCCGCCUGAAGGCCUAUCAGCAGAUCGUGCGGUACUUCGGCCCCGAGAUCCUCCUGGAGAGCGGAGAGAUCAACCGCGAGGCGCUGGGAAGCAUCAUCUUCUCCCAGCCGGAGAAACGGCGGCUGCUGAACGCCAUCACCCACCCCGAGAUCCAGAAGGAGAUGCUGAAGCAAGUCUUGAAGUACUUUGUGCUAGGCUACCGCUAUGUGAUCCUCGACAUCCCUCUGCUCUUCGAGACCAAGAGACUGACCAAGUUCAUGAAGCACACCAUCCUGGUUUACUGCGACCCGCAGACCCAGCUGGCACGCCUGAGGAAGAGGAGCGGGCUGUCCCAGGCUGAGGCCGAAGCACGCAUCGCCUCGCAGCUGCCGCUGGACGAGAAGCGCAGGAUGGCCACUCACGUCAUCGACAACUCCGGCGACCGUGAGAGCACGCGCCAGCAGGUGCUGAGGCUGCACGCGAGGCUGGAGGGUUCCCUGGACUUCCUCUGGGCACGGCUGGCGGUGGGAACGGCCGUGGCCGCUCUCGGAGGGCUGCUGUACAUCCUGCUGCAGCAUUUCAUCUCUUAAUUCGCCUUUUUUAGGGUUCUUUUUUUUUUUUUCUUCUCAGUUGUUUUCCAAAGGCCUGGAUUUCCAGGUUUGAAAAGGGCACUGAAAGGCCACCUGUUUUAAUGAGCUUUGCCAGCUGAAUGCAGACAGUGGGGUGAGGUUUCUCCUACUGACUUCCCAAGGUGAAUGUGAGUUUUCUCCCAUCUCUGUUCUUUAACUCUCUGCUCAGGGUCUGGUGCCCAUCUGUGGGGUGAGACAGCUCCCCUGGAGGGGAUAAGGCCCUUCUUAGCCCCAUGGAGAUCUGCAUUCAGGCAUUCAGCCUCUUCCCUGGCAAUCUCUUUAUGGGGGGAAUAGGUGAGCUCUUAGGUCUGGUUCCUGCUGCUGGGUGUCCCCAGGUUGAUCCCCAGUGAUUAGAUAUGGGAUUUCCCCUUCUUUCACCUUAAACCUGUGGUUGGGAACCAGCAGCAUGUCAUUCCCAAUGGCUGGGAGUACAGCUGGCUGCUCGCAGCUCCUCUGCCCCUUGUUUCUGCAGCCUAAACAACCCUGUGAGUGUUACCUUCCAAAGGGGGAUGAUGCUGAGGGUCUGAUGCACCCCCAGAGGGUCUGAGACCUGGGAGCUGCCCCAUGGAAAGGCACUGCUGGAGAGCAUGAGCCUGGGCGAGGCAGGUGCUGGCUCUUGGCGUUUGUUUUAAUAAAGCACUAACCAGCAGGCA
Molecule: messenger RNA, 2020 nt
Organism: Gallus gallus (chicken)
Lineage: Eukaryota; Metazoa; Chordata; Aves; Galliformes; Phasianidae
Gene: DCAKD
Product: dephospho-CoA kinase domain containing
Exons: 5
Coding region: 522-1328 (268 amino acids)
Biological process (GO): coenzyme A biosynthetic process
Molecular function (GO): dephospho-CoA kinase activity; ATP binding
Source: RefSeq, a predicted model, not a curated record